Molecule: messenger RNA, 1107 nt
Organism: Peronospora matthiolae
Lineage: Eukaryota; Oomycota; Peronosporomycetes; Peronosporales; Peronosporaceae
Source: the annotation of a GenBank genome assembly
AUGCGCUGCAGCAACGCGACGCCCGAUGGCAUUAGUCUGGCUUCGUUGAUGCGACGCAGUCCCAGCAGCGAGUGGGAAGAGACGCUCGAUAACUUUGGUGCGCUCUCGGGUCUCUUGAGUCCAUUUGCUACUAGCCUGGAAACGCCCGAGUUAAGCGGUCUCGACCAGUUCCUGUUGGCGGCAGCCGACGACUGUGUCGAGUCGUGCGUUGCGGAUCUAGACGCGACGCCGGACUCGCUCCUGUUUGCAGCGGACCAGGCGUUCCUUGACGAGAGAGAGCAGGACUUUGCGAUGCUGUUGGCUGGAGACUUUGACCCACAUGCUGGCAGCGACGAGCUACGGCGCCUCAUGGAGUGGAAACUAGAGCCCCAAGUACUGGAACAGCCGCAGCUGCAAUCGCAGCGAGUGUUGACUCCACCGACCACGUCCAUGACGACAAAAAUGACGUCAGGAGCAUCUGUUGAUUGCCAUCGCAAACGGGAGAUGGCAGAAGGGCAGCGACAUUGGGAUGAAGGGGGUGCGUCUUGUCAGGUGGAAAAGAAGGUGAAGAGAGCGGAGAAAGAGUUGGCAACGUCGAUAGCAAGCGAGGCAAAGACGAGUGAGCAGACGGAGAAAGCGUAUCGACGGCGAUACGACAUUUUGCAUGGCAUUUUAGAGGCGUGGAACACGGGAGGCAUUGAAGAUCUGGAGGAGAUUGCGGCGAACGUGUAUGACGACGACGUUACUCUUUUCAGUCCCGACUACGCUGAUUGUUUGCGUGGGGUGGACGCUGUCAUGUCACAUUGGAGUCUAUUGCUGGAUGCCUUUCCUGAUGGUAUCAUGGAGGAGUACAUUAUACAGCGCGAGGAUGGCAAGAGCGACAAGAUGAAGGCCACGUGGCUUUUUAGCGGCACGCAGAUCUUCCCUAUCUUUGGCGUGCAGCCUCGGCACAAGAAGGUUUGUAUUCGAGGCUGCUCGUUCUUUACAUUCAAAGACGACCGAAUCCGACAGAUAGUGCUCUCGUGGGACUAUCGUGAGACGUUACAAAAGCUGACGGGGGUACAUGUUGACAAAACCAGCAGUAGCGAAUUCAGUGCAAUUACUCCAGCAGUAGCUUUUCGUUCUUAA